CGCAAUACGGACAAAAACACGUUUCUUGCUUUGUUUAUCUGCUUUUAUAAUUUUCUAUGUUUAUUUUAAAAUUUAUUUAUUAACACUCCAUGAAAGUUGUAAAUUAUGUCUUUAUUUAGAUUAGGUUAGUUAUUUUGUGAAUAACUUCAUUGUGAUUUCUUUAUAUAGUUAAUAAUGUGCAAUAUAUUUGAAUGUCGAAAAUUUAUAGGUUAGGAAAUAAAAUUUUUGAAUUAUCGGUAUUAUAAUAAUUCUUAUAAAUAUUUAAAGCUUAAAGUGAAAAAUAUAAUUCAUUUUUCUUGGUAAAAUGGUGGAAAUAAGAUCUCCCGUGUGUGGAAAAUUGUGCAGUGCAUUAUUACUUGAACAUUUUGGUUCAAUUGUGCAAAAUGUUGCAAUGGACUUAUUCAAAAAUGGUGAUAAAUCAUUGAAUUCAAUUCGUAGCACUACUAAAUUUCCAUUAUCAAAGGUACAAGAGGCAUUAUGUGUUUUAAUUAAACUCGGCUUCGUUUCCUAUGAACAGAAUAGUAAAGAAAUUCUUAUCUACACCUUGGAUGUAGAAAAAAUCCUUUUAAUUUUAAGAUAUUCCAGGUUUAUGUUCUUUGUAAAAGACAACUGUGGAGAUGAGUCUGAAAUGUUGUUUGAAGAAAUUUUGAAACAUGGGUACGAUACAGCAUCAAACGUUAUAAUAAAAAUUUACAAGAGACAAUUGUGUAAUCGUCCCGAGAGACAAUAUUCGCUUCCAGUUUUAAAGGAGAAAUUCGAACUUCUCGUGCAAAAUCAAUUUUUAAUGCGAAGUGUUUGUUCAGAGAAAUGCAGCGAUGAAGGACCAGCGGAUAGACAAGAUUUUAGUCUUCCAAAUUUAGAUUUAAAAAGUUUGACUUUAAUGGCAAAAGGCGCCAAUGGCGAUCCGGGUGACGCUAAUAUUUAUUGGCAUGUGAAUUUUGAUCGAUUCGCACAAGAUCUUCGUGAUCAACUUCUUAUUUCGGCAAUAACAAAACGAAUUGAUGCCAAUGCAGGUGAAUUAAUGCGAAGGAUGUUGUAUCAAAUGUACUUACGUACAGCUUCCUGGGCCGAUACAUCAAAUCCAAUUCCAUUCACGGAAUUACGAGAUGUUAUAAAGAAACUUGAAAAUCCCGGUCCUGGCCUUAUUCAACAUUUAGAUCAAUAUUUGCAUCUCAUAGAGGAAGAUUCCUGUCAGUUUAUAAAAAAAGUCGGCGACUCUAGUGGCGGACAAUUUAGUAUAAAUAUGAAAGAAGCAAUUAAUCAAUUGGCAUGGGCAACAAUAGAAAAUAUUGUUAUGGAAAGAUUUGGAUCUAAAGCAGCUCGAGUUUUUAGACUCAUACGAGCGCAGAAAUUUAUAGAGCAGGAAAAAAUUCAACAAAUAGCAAUGACUCCGGCAAAAGAAACGAAACACAUUACGUACACAUUACUGCAGGAAAAUUAUAUUCAAUUGCAGGAGGUAAGGAAGCCGGGUGUUUCGGCAGCGCCAAUGAAAACAUUUUUUCUCUUUCACAUUGAUUUAGAUCAAGUGGUGCGAAUGGAGAUAGAGCAUUGCUAUCAUGCGCUUCACAAUACUAUUCAAAGGCGAGAGUACGAAAUUACGACUAAUAAAAGAAUGAUUGAUAAACAUUUGAAAAUUCAAACACUCACUGCAACUUUUAAAGAGAAAGGAGCCACACAGGAACAAUUGGAAGAGAUGGAAAGUAUGAUGACUUUACCUGAAAAAACGCAAUUGGAAAAAGUGAAAAAUCAAGUGAGACAAUUGGGUGUGAGUGAAUUGCAAAUUGACGACACUCUAUUUCUAUUGAGCACAUAUUUGCGUUACAACGAAAAGAAAAGGAAAGAUCCAAUAAAAUGAAAAGUGUUGCGAUUUGUUGAAUAUUAAAAAAGAAAUGAAAAGACAAUGAUUUCAUUUAUAUAGGUAUUUAUUUAUAUGUAAUAAUAAUGAGUACGCUUGUAAAAUACAAACAACAAAGAGUACCUAGCUUUUAAAUUAUUAUAAUAAAUAUAAUGAUAUAUCUAUGUUUAUAAUAGUGCUGUUCUCUAUGUGAUAUAGUGCAUUUCAUGUCACUAUCCUUGGAAGGGAGAGGAAAAGUCACAUCUAGGACCGUAGAAUAAUUUUUUUUUUUUUCUUUCAUUUUGCAUAAACGAGUCAAUAUACACUAAUGCGACUGAAAGCAAGAUAACGGUCACUUGAAACAAUUUGUUGAGCUUAGUUUCAAAUACAUACAGUUGAUAUCCGCAUUAUCAGUGCCAAUGGCACGUUUCCAAUUUUUUUUUUUUCUUUUUGCUUUUUCUAUAAAUGGCAUUUGUUUUAUUAACGAUUUUAUAACAAUGAAAAAUGUUUCAUCAAUUGUGAAACCUAUAUCGAAAUUUUUACAAUUGACAAUAUUAAUUUAAGCUUAAUUUUUUAGUUGAUUGUAAAUAUAUUUUUCGUUAAUUAACAAUAAAUUUAAUAAACAUUUUAAAUGAAGAUUUUUUUCAAAUUCUCAAUUUAGAAAAAAAUUCAGAAUUUCUUAUAUAAUAAAACUAAUUGUGGCCUUGAUAAUGCGAACAACAUCCGUGAGAUUCAUUCUCGCUAUCUUCGUUUGUUCCAUUUAUUCAGUUUAAAAUAUUUACAAUGCUUUUUUUUUCGACAAACAUUCUUCGCAUUCAGGCAAACUUCUAAAUAGAAAUAACGUCGUACACCUAUUAACUAAGUUUGAAGUUUUUUUUCGGUAAAGCAUUACUUUUUUUUUUAUUUAAUUAUUUAUUUAUUAUAUAUAUUUUUUUCUUUAUCAUUAACAACAACGUACAUAUAAACGAAGUGAAUGCUUGGAAUAUUGAGAUUGAAUGUUAGUUUUGACACGCGCGCGCGUCUUUUUCAUUUUUUUUUUUUACCAUUAUAUAGUGUAUAUUUAUAGUAUUAGUAAAUUGUAUUCAUUUUUUUUUUAUUUUUACAAUUCGCUAUUCUUACAUUUUGCAUUCGCUCUGGUAAGCGUCGAAAGUCACUUGUUACAAAACGAAGGAAGGAGAAAGAAAAAUAUUUCUUUUUUUUUUUGCAUUGCUCGAAAAAGGUGUAAAAGUUUUUUUUAACAAAUAAAAAACGAGAUUUGCGACUAAUAAUUUUGUUCAAAGAAAUAUAUCGAAUUAACGACGUGUGACAAUUUCGAUAUAUCGAUAUUACAAAGCUGUCGAUUUAUUAAAUGUCGAUACAUUGAAUUAUUAUCGAUUGUUUAAUUUAUUCGAUAUAUACAAAACUUGCGAUUUAUUGAACAAUUAAUAUAUCAAUAUUAAUUAUCGAUGUUUCGAUAUAUUGAACUGUAAAUUUAUUGAUAUAUCGAAAUAAUAAACAUUCGACAGUUUAAUUUCGAUAUUUAUCAUUUUAAUUUAAAUUGAAUAUGGCACAUGUUGAGAAAUAAUCAAAAUUGAAUCGAAUAAAAAAAAAAAAAAGAGACUUUCGACUUACACGCUUUUAGUUUCGGAGUACGAAGUAGUAUCGAUAAGUAGCGAUAAAAGUAAUAAUACCCUUUCGAAGAGUGCAGGUCUUUGGAAGUGGCAACUGGCUGAAGUAGUGAUGGGAUGUCGAAAAAUAUUUUUUUUUUUUCAAAAUAAUAUCAUAAUUAUUUAUACUAUGUAUCAAUAAAUAAAUUUCGAUUUUUUCUUUAAUAUUUCUAUACAAAAAUUUUGAAGUUUCUUUUAGAAUUUUUUUUUAAUGUAUAUUGAUAUAAAAAUUGAAAUUUAUUGUGUCGAUAUUAAUAUCGAAAUUUAUCGAUAGAUGGAAAAAUUAAUUUAUAUAAAUUGUUCAAUAUAUCGAUAUAUAAUUUGAUAUCGGUAUCCCAUCACCAAACUGGAGAAAGUAGCGGGAGACUAUAGAAGUCAAUAUAGACUUUAAAGAAAAUUUGAUUUAAUUGAAUGGCAAAGAAUAGAAAAAAUAAUUUGAGUAUCAAUCUUCGACUUUUUUUUUUUUUUUUUUUUUCUUAAAACUGGCACAAGUCUCGCGCAAAUGGCUAUAUCUCCCUCUCUUUUUCUUUCUUACAUACAUACAGACGCGCGCAAUGUAAUUUUUUUUUUUCUCUUUCUCUCACUCUCAUUCCGAUUUUUCGCGCCCUCUACCGUAAAAAGGGAUGUAUAGAAAAUAAUUAAAAAUCGCCUAGUUAAAAAAAAAAAAAGAAAACAAACAAAUAUGUGUUGGAUAAAAUCGGACUAAUAUGAAUAAUGAUAAUAUGAUGACAAUAAUAAUAAUAACAAUUAGGCGUGUGUGAUAGUUUAUGUGUGACGUAUGGCUAUAAUUGAAUCGCAUUCUGCCCGUUAAUUAAUAAUAAUAAUUAUACACAUAGAGCAAUAGAGCUACGUAUAGUUACAUCACAAUUAAUAUACUUACACUGUACAUGAAUAAUUGUUUAAUAUUGACACAUGGCAUCGGCCGUCGCAUAAAAUAUGAAAAAAAUAAAAAAAAAAAAAAAGAUGACGCUUUGGCCCGCCCGCUUACUUGCUGCCUUGUACAAAUUCAUUUAUAUAUACAUUAAAUAAAUUAUUAUCAACAUAUUAAGCUAUUCUCCUAUAGUCGCCGGGCUCUAUAUCCAGCGCGCGAAAAGCGACUUGCGAUGCCACCGGGAAAAAAAUGGAUUCAUUUUUUUUUUCAUUAAUUUAUAUAUAUAUAUAUAUAGUUUUUGUUGGGGGGGGGGGACAGGAAGGAGGAAGAGGGAUAAUUUGGGUGGGGGAACAAUAAAAGGAAUUGAAGGGGGCAGCAUCGGGGCUAUAACCGAGGAUACUGGCUCUCUUUGUUAAAUUAUAUUUAGGUACCUUGUAUUCGUCAUUGCACUCAUCAUAAAUUAACAAAAAAAAAAAAAAAAAUUUGAACAGCAUAAAAAAAACGGUCGAGACGCAGUAAUAAAGUAAAGAAUUCAAUGCGCUUGAAUAUUCCUCAGAAUUCUUAUUUUUUUUUCUCUUUUUAUUAUCAAAAGAAAAUUCCUUGGUUUCAUUUAUUUUUAUUAUUAGUAUAUUUAAUUUUAUUAAUUAAUUAAUUAAAAUCGCAACCAUAAAAUUGGUCUAUAAUAAUAAAAUUUUACCCCCUUAUCUCGAUACAUGUAAUUAAUUUUUUUAACUUCGUUUUCUCUUCAAAAAAUUAUUUAUCAAAAGAAAUAUUUAGAAAAAAAAAAUUCUUUGUUAAAAAACAAUUAAAAAAAAGUUUUGUUAAAGAAACUAAAAAGACACAUUUUUGUUACUUACAAAAGAAAACUAUAAAGACAUUUUUUUUUUAAAGAAGUUGCUUAAAAAGACAUUUUAUGUAAGAAAAUAUUAAAAAAAACAAUUUAGAAUUUGUUUUUCUUUAGAUAAACUAAAUAAAAUCAAUAAAAUCGAUAUUUUAUAUCGAUAUAUCGAUAAACAUUUUUUAAAAAAUAUUUUUUUGUGAAACAAUAAUUAUAUAUCUAUGUUUGUUUUUCUUUGAUAUAAAUAAUGUAUUAAUAUCAAAAAUUGCUUUUUGAGAAAUAUUCAAACACUUGAAAAGAUUGAAGAUUCACGUAGAGCCAACGAGGCGACUCGGAACACGGAGGACUCUUUUUUAAAAUAAUCGACCUCCUGCCCGCGAAAACGCUAUUUGGCACAUAAGUAUUAUCACAUCAAGUUCUCGAUAUCCUCGUGUUCCAAAGGACCGCAAAUGUCGUAGAAAAAAUUUUUUUUAACCGAAUAAUUUUAUAUUUGCAUUUUUAUGCUCCCCUUGCUUUUUUUUUUUUAAUAUUCCAGUAUCAACAACAUUUACGUCCUUUUUCUCUUCUUUAUAGUCUUAACUCUACUAAUUUCUUUUUAUUUUGAUUAAACUUCAUUAGUGACGUAAUAAAUAACAAAUUUUAAUAAUAAUAAUAAUAAUAUAAAAAAUCUUCUAAGGAUUUGAAACUCAAGUAUAGUCGGUAGAAAAAUUCAAAAAUAAUAAUGGCAUGUUGAUUAUAAUAGUAAUAGUAAUAAUAAUAAUAAUAAUUAUAAUGAUAAUAAUAACUAUUAUUGCUAAUUAUAAUGAUAAAUGGAUCGAGGAUAUCUCUUCUCUUUUCUAAUAAAAUUUGUCUCUUAGGCGUUCGCUCGGUUUUUUCGUUUCCUCUCACGAACUUGUUUAGAUAUAUAUAUAUAUAUAUAUAUA
Messenger RNA from Leptopilina boulardi, 6112 nucleotides. It is a transcript of the gene Polr3C, whose product is annotated as DNA-directed RNA polymerase III subunit RPC3. Gene Ontology annotation, cellular component: RNA polymerase III complex. Gene Ontology annotation, molecular function: single-stranded DNA binding. The record is from RefSeq and is a predicted model, not a curated record. Lineage: Eukaryota; Metazoa; Arthropoda; Insecta; Hymenoptera; Figitidae. The transcript is spliced from 8 exons. Gene Ontology annotation, biological process: DNA-templated transcription. Bases 305 to 1855 code for a protein of 516 amino acids.